AUGAGUAUAACUAGUGAAGAAGUGAACUACUUGAUAUGGAGAUAUCUCCAGGAAUGUGGGAAAGAAGUUUCCGCUCUGGCUCUUCAAGAAGAGACACGAGUAUUGGAUUUUGACAAACAGUUCGGCAGUCACAUACCCAUUGGGGCAUUGGUAGACUUUCUUCAAAAGGGCAUUCUAUAUACAGAAUCCGAGCUUCUAGUGCGUCACGAUCGAGCAAAAUCGUCCGUCGAUGCCGAGCAUGUUUCAACGCGAGAUUUUAAUCUUCUACAAGCUUUGGAAAUCAGCAAAGACCGUGUUCCUCCAAUUCGUGGGGAACAUAGGUUUGAGCUAGCCGGUGACGAUCAUGCAUCGAGUACACGGACAGAAAUUGUUGGUAAAUUAGAGGGGACCGAGUCUCUGGCUUCAGAGUCAUCAAAUUUCAUCAAAACUUUACGCGAAAGCUCGAAAAUAUCUAAGAGUGCCGUCAGCCGAUGGAAUCCUUCAAAUAGCCUUGUGUUGGCGCAUGGGGGCCCUAGUUUGGUUGCCACCAUUGUCACAUUCGAGAUGCCCGAGCCGGGAACUCUAUCAAAAGUCCACGAGAUCAAAUGUGAGAACGUGCUUGUUUCUCAAAGGGAAGGUGCAAACAGCGUGACGUGUCUUGAAUGGUCUCCCGCUGGUCAUAGCUUAGCAGUGGGUACUGAGAGCGGGAAAGUACGAUUGUGGACGGUGGACGGGAAGCUGCAAAACGUUUUUGAGUUUCACAAUUCCUGUAUAACAACCAUCAAAUGGAAUCAAGACUCUCUGCAUUUUCUCACCUGUGAUGUCGAUAAUGUAGCCAUCAUUUGGAACUCUCUAACAGGUACAGCGCUGCAACAAUUUUCUCCCAGGGAGGCUGGCUCCGCUGAUACGCUUGGAAUUGAUGCUUCAUGGGUCGGAGUGGACAAAUUUGUGAUUCCCGGUGGGCAGGGGAAUAUCUUGCUGUGUGAGAUGGGCGAAAGCCGGCCUCUUGGGAAACUCAGUGGGCACACCAAAGCGCUUACUGCCUUUGAUUACAACCCGGAGACCAAACUGCUAGUGUCUGCUUCAGACGACAAGACAUUGCGAGUAUGGCGCGGUGGUAAUUUGAAUUCUUCCAAUUGUUUUAUGGGCAACUCACAAAGCGUAACGAGCGCCGCAUGGCUUGACAACGAUAAGGUCAUAUCAACUUCAAUGGAUGGCUCUGUCCAAAUUUGGUCUCAAGCAUCCAGCUCUUUAUUGGCCCUUUCAAUGGUCGAUGGUGUACCCAUAUUCUGUGGCGCGCUGUCACCAGACAAGCAAAAAUUCGCUGUGGGCAAGAUGGAUGGUGAGAUCAAUUUGUAUGAUGUCUCAAAACUACAUGCUGUGGUGAAGGAGGCUGUGAACCCUGUCAAUGUACACCCCAUUCCACUCUAUGGUGAUUAUCAGUCCAAUUCCGAGGGAAACUGCAUCACGGAUUUGGCAUGGGAUCCUACGAGCACUUAUUUGGCGAUAUGUUAUUCUGAAAGUGACGCUACUGUGAUCUACGUUGGCUAA
Molecule: messenger RNA, 1530 nt
Organism: Lachancea meyersii CBS 8951
Lineage: Eukaryota; Fungi; Ascomycota; Saccharomycetes; Saccharomycetales; Saccharomycetaceae
Source: the annotation of a GenBank genome assembly